GAGAACUCUCCUCUUAAAGGCGCAAACACACCCUCUUUUCAUGAGGCUGCAGGCUUUGUAUUCUACUUUUCAGUUACACUUUGAAUGAUGCACUAGUUUACCUUAAGGGUCCGCCGGCCAGAAAUUAAUUACAGCAAGGUGGAACCGAAAAAAGGGAGUCGACCCCGAGCAGAUCGGUUGUAGCUGAGAGUUUCCACGGCGCUUUUGCUCUGUGUCUGAGCGUUGCACGUUGUUUUUUAAUUUAACUUAAAACUGGAACUUAUCAGAGCGAACAAACACCAAAAAACCUAUUAGUUAUAACAGUAAGAAAGCAACAUGUGGACUGCCUACGGACACUAAAAACCAACCUGUGGAUUGUCUGCGUGUCUAACUUAAUUGAAAAACGCCCUCAAGCUAGCUAGCAAGGUAGGUUAGCUCUCAGUGAGCUAGCUGGAAAGAAGCAAACUAGAAGACACGAAGCAAAGAAGACAUGAUGGGAUGGAAAUCUACUGGAGACAUAAAACGAUGUCUUGUUUACAAACUAAUCUAUCUCGAAAAUGCAAGAAACGCGAUGAAUGAAGAGUUGUGUUGUUUCACGGAAAAGACAGCUGAGGAGAUUGAAGAAUUUCUGAACUCUCCCGCUUCGACUCGCACGCACGUUGGUGCGAAUCUGUUGAAGACUUUAGAUGCCAAAUGUCAUGUGAUAAAGGAACUGAUGACUGUCUUUGAAGGCCUUAAGUCAGCUUUAGAGCCUCACAGCAUGAGGAAGCUUCACCUGCCGCACAGAAUCAGCCUGUCGCCUCAGCGUGUGCUCCACUUCAAUCACAAGAGAAGUCGUCAGAAUGGAGUGUUUAUUCCAAAUGUUUUGAAGUUUGGGCCCUUGCUGCAAAAUGUCAUUCAGGAAAGCUCAAUUACAAAAGCUGUUCAGAUUAUUGGAGCAACACUCUCUCUUCAACACAUGGUUUUGUCACUUGAAUCUGAGAAAGAUCAGUCAUCUGGCAAAAUCUCAACAAAUUAUGGCUCAGAAAUUGAAUUAUUAACCCAAGAUGAUUCCAAAAAGAGUGAAAUGGAGUCUGCCAAGCACAACAUGCAGGAGAACAUCGCUGCAACAGAAGCUCAAACUCUGAGGAACGUUGCAGACAUCUCUCCAAGGUUGACUCAGAAUGUAACCAGUCACAUCUUUGAGCAGCAAUUAGGAAAUGAACCUGAAGUUCAGCACCAAAAACAAACCUCUUCUCAGCUCAUGCGUUUUCUGAGAAUGAAUGGAAAGACAAAGAACUUGCCUGAUGUCAGUUUAUUUGGUUCUGUAGAGAGGGCCUUUGUGUUAGUGCAGCAACAGAAGAGCAAUACUGAAGCAAUGGAUCUGAAGAAAAUAACAUUAUACACAACACAAAAGAGGCAGUCAUUCUCUGAGAUGAAGGUUUCUGGACCUAUCUUCAAAGUAAAAAACAGCUGUGCAGGUUUUGUGACCUACAGUUGUAUUAUUGCUACACCCUCAGAAUUGUGGGAUAUUGGGGAUAUUUCCACAGAGGUGAAAAAUUCUUCACAAAGUUCAGUAUCUGAUGAAAAAAUGGCUUCUCCUUACUGUAACAACUCAAAGGAAUUGGACCUCUUCAGUCUAACAGUGUGUACUUCAAGCAGUGAAUCAGUUGCCUCAGACAAUUUGGAGCUCCAGUGUGACUCGGAGGAACUGACAGACGGAGCAACAGAAGAUGAGUACUUACUAAGUAUACCGGAAUUUCAGAUUAGGAAAUAUGAAGAGAUGCCUGUUCUUGUCUCCCAUGUGGUCAGCCCAAGCAGAUUCUACAUACAGCAUAAGGAUUCCAGACUGCAGAAAUUAUCUGAAAUCAUGGCAGGGACAAGCUAUAAGUCGUGUGCUGAGAGGAACUGCGUCCCGGAUAUUGGCACUUAUGUAAUUGGAUGGUUUCCCGAGCAGGAGUUAUGGUGCCGUGCCCAGGUGACAAAGAUAUGUGGAAUGAAAAGAGGUAGCAGUCAGUUGUGCACACAUCUUGAUGGCGUCAAAAAUCUUGAAGUGGAGGUCAGGAGAAUUGACUAUGGAGAUUCAGCUUGCCUUUCUCUUUCGAAUGUCAAGGAACUCUGUGGAGAAGUUGCAAAAGUGCCAGUACAAGCUCUGCAAGUCUCACUAGUAAAUGUGAACCCAGUAAAUGGGCAGAGCUGGUCUGCUCAGGCAGUAAAUUGGUUCAAAGACAAAGUAAGCAGCAGGACACUGUAUGCUAGGCUCUAUCCUGAGGGAAACAGAGUUAGGGUGGAGCUCUUCAUGGAGAAAGGGAAAAUUGGAGCUAUGAGGAGAGGUGCUUCUUUAUCCCUGAGAUUGGCUCAAAAUGGGCAUGCCAGGCAUGAAAAAAUGAGCAUGAGAUUGAAGAAAAUUGUCUUUCAGGUCAUGCCCAAGAGCAAUCAAGAAAACAGUCACUGGAAUGGGAGAAGUAUCUCAUCUCCUUUUACUCUCAAAACAGAAAAUGACAGCUUAUUGUACAGUGGUUACCAGCACUGGUCAAAGAUAUUCCUACCUUUCUGUGGAGGAUAGGUACAGGACUAGUCUGAAUAGUAAGGACAGACUUGCCUAUUAAAUGUGAGUUUCAACAAAGCUUAGAUUUAAGAAAAGUAGAUCUCCCUGAGGAGGGUUUGUGACCACUGUUGUAAUGUGGUUGUUAUACGUAUACAGGUCGUAUAGUGGACACGACUGAACAUCAGUGUUCUUAAUAAGAGGUUAACUUAUCUAUUAUUUUGUUAGUUAACAGUACAUCUUGACAAUUUGCCGUACGCAGAGCUUUAGUCUGGAGUUUCUUGUCAGCUGAUACCUUGAAAUCUAUUGUUCUUUGUUUUACUUAGCAGUCAUUAGAAGGUUAAUCUGAUUCACAACUUUAUAUUGUUUUAGCUUAUUUUUGGAGAAAAAAAAACCUUUCCUAUCAUUCAAGUCAGAACAAAAUCUUACAAAUCUCCAAAAAAGACAAACUACUGUAAAAGAAAAAACAUUCUUAACUGUCAAUGCAGGUUAAUGCAAUGAUUUUAUUGUAAGUCAUUUUGGACCAUUUAUUUUGGUCUUUCAUGAAAUUGUACCAUUACAUGAAUGACAGUGUAUUCUAGUGUAAUAAAUAACAUGGAGAUACAAGGUUUUGCUUAUAGAAAUGGUAGGAAUAUUGCUUAUAUGCAUUUCUUUGGUGAAAAUGGGACUGUUGGUCUAGGCUGUUUUUGUCUAUACAAAAAUGAAUGGUGUUUUUGAAAAUCACCCUUUUCUCCCUCCAGAGCACAUAUGUAUUGUCAUAUGUUAAUUUCUGAGUUACAGUGUAGUUAAAUAGAAAUAUCAAUAUUGCUCUAUACUACUACAAGUAAACUAACACUCUUGCAAGUCUACUUGAUGCACCGCAAAGUUAGAUUGUAAGAAAAUAUAUUACUAUGGUAAUUACAGAAAACUUGGCCACUGUUAUAUAAUAACAAUAGCUUAGCCUACUACUGCCAAAGCCACUUGACUCACAUUUGACAGAGAUUGUUUGAUUGCUUGCUUAGGGAUAUUUUGUCAAGGUUGCCAAUGUUAUGACUUCAAUUAGAUGUGCAAGAGCAUUAGUUUGCAUGUAGCAUUUAUGCAGCAGUAUUUAUAUUUAGAAUACUUGACAACUUCAUGAUACAAAUAGCAAUGUGAUAUUUUGGGAAAAAUGUAUUGAGGACAUAAAAGCUUUGUCCAUGAAACAUUUGUAAAUGGAGAAAGGUUUAUCUGGGAUGAGCAACUUAGAAUAGUCAUGUUUUGACACAUUUGAACAUUUUUAUUGCCUGUGGAUGUGCACUUAACAUUUUCU
Messenger RNA from Pygocentrus nattereri (red-bellied piranha), 3791 nucleotides. Its product is annotated as tudor domain-containing protein 5-like. The coding region runs from base 470 to 2524 and encodes 684 amino acids. The record is from RefSeq and is a predicted model, not a curated record. NCBI's taxonomy places the organism in Eukaryota, Metazoa, Chordata, Actinopteri, Characiformes, Serrasalmidae. The transcript has 8 exons.